AUGGCUCGAGCAUUCCCUCGCCUCUCAGCCAGCCUCAGACUGCCGGAUCACACUCAAGAUGCCAGCGCCGCCAAGAAAGAGUACCCCGGCCUUGGCCUCGACAUCCGCCACGACGACUCAAUCGACCGCGACGUGAUUUAUCCGGUUGGAAUCCACUUCAAUUGUUACGGCAGCGAGUCGGAGAUGCUACUCGUCCGUGAGGUCGCCAUGAUGAUGAUCAUGGAGAGCAUCACGGACAAGCCGGAUUGGCACAUCAAGGUCUUUGAUGCAGAGAUUGCGAACAGGUGGAAGGCUGAGGCGUUGGCACUGCCGGUUGACGCCAUGUAUAAGGAGAUUGCUGAGGACCGGAUUGCCUGGCCUGAUGGAGCAUUUGCUGGGCAGGCACCAAAACCAAAGACUAUCUUGGACGAAGCAUGCGUCGAUUAUUGUAUCAAGGAGCUGCGUGCCAAGGCGGAGUAUUUCAAGAAAUCGGGUCUCGUACCCACGCUUGAUGCCUCAGCCACGGUCGUCAAGUCUGAUAUUUUGAUCGAUGAAGAGCUAAAGCGGGAACUCCGUGUUGCAUUCGAAAAGCUCAAGGAAGAGCAAAUGGCUAAUCCUGACUGGCAUCCAGGGACUGAGAGCCGGGUCCAAGACCUUGUUCACCCUUCCUUGUACCCACUGGUCUAUGGCCGCACUCCCGUCAUGCAAAAUGAGGUGGUGGGUGUCGAGGACGCCAUCUCCUGGACUGGUAAGGGAGAUGUGAUCUUGCAGACUACAGAAACCCCUAGUACUGUAGAUAUACGCAGAAGCAUCGACUAUUCGGUAGGCGGUUCCAAGGUCGAGCCUACCUUCUGGUCUCUGGACUACCAGUGGUUGCCCUCGAAUGUAGCAUUUCAGUCUGAUGGGAGUGUCAAGUUCACCAGCUACAUCAACAAUCUGCAUCCCUUGAAGCACCGGGGCAUCUACAAGACAAUCGAAAAACUGGUCGGAAGAGCCCUUUGCGCUUGGGACUUUUGUCUAGCACAGCACAGUUCUGGUAUGUCGAGUGGGCUCGGACGGACAAAACCCCGAUUUCCCAGGCCAGCGAACCCAUGUGACAGCAACCUCCGCAACUGGAACCCUUCCAUGCCCGACGGCAUGGUGAAUGUGAUCUCAAAGGAAACACUCAGCCACGACAACUACUUCGACUACAUCGAUUAUUCCGAUCCCCGUAUUAUUAAAUGGGCCGAAACACGCGAAGCCGUUCAACCUAGCCCUCCGGACUUUUCAGCUUGGCCAUAUGGAGCGGCCAGAAUUCCCCCACUCCGCGAGCGCUUCCAAGACUCGGGUCUCCAGAUCAUCGUUAAGAUGGCCUCCAUCGAGCUCACCCCCGACAAGAACCCCUCUUUCCCACUCGGCGGCUGGCAUGUAGAGGGCCAAAUGAACGAGCACAUCAUCGGCACAGCACUGUACUAUCUUGACUCGGAAAACAUCACGCCCAGCAGCCUGCAGUUCCGGAUGCAAACGAGUCCGUACCAGGAUGAGUACCAGACUGCAGUGGAUCAGAACUCUUUCAGCUGGAUGGAGCAAGUAUUUGGGGUGUUUCUGGGGCCCAUGUCUGGAGGCGCGUGCCUGCAGAACUAUGGCCGAGUCGAGACUCGCGAGGGGAGGCUACUGGCGUUCCCCAACGUGUUUCACCAUCGCGUUACGCCCUUUGAGUUGGCUGAUAAAACGAAGCCGGGGCACAGGCGGUUUAUCGCGUUAUGGCUCGUGGAUCCCUUUACGCGUGUUAUCAACACCGCGAAUGUCCCGCCCCAACAAGAGGAAUGGGUUGAGAAUAAGGGGAUUGACGGCAUCAUGAGUGUAGAUGAGGCAAAGGGGCACCGGGAAAAGUUGAUGAAGGAGAGGGCUGCGUUUCGAAACGGGGCGGAGGGAUCAUGGGAGGGGGUGGAUUAUGGCUUUUGUGAACAUUAG
This is a messenger RNA of Fusarium vanettenii 77-13-4, 1932 nucleotides long. RefSeq lists its product as uncharacterized. The record is from RefSeq and is a predicted model, not a curated record. Lineage: Eukaryota; Fungi; Ascomycota; Sordariomycetes; Hypocreales; Nectriaceae. The transcript is spliced from 4 exons. Bases 1 to 1932 code for a protein of 643 amino acids.